Molecule: messenger RNA, 1356 nt
Organism: Symbiodinium pilosum
Lineage: Eukaryota; Dinophyceae; Suessiales; Symbiodiniaceae
Source: the annotation of a GenBank genome assembly
AUGCCCCGUCUGCUCAUGGAGCCGCAGACGGCGGAGGCGAGCCAUGGAGGCUUAAGACAGUCACAGAUCGAAGCUGUUUGGGUGGGCCCCCGACGGGUCCGCACCCAGUCCGGUGUGUUCUUUGGCAACGAGAUCCUUGCAGGUCCAGGCGCGAGUGCAGUGCCUCAUCGUUGUUCGGCAGCUUUCCUUCCCGAAUUGGCACCAAGUCGGCUGCGCCCAACGAGUUUCUCUGAAGCAUCUGACGCAGCAGAUCGCGCGAAGUUGAUACAAGCUGAGGUGGAAUCAGCAAGGGAUGCAGCAGAAAGCGCGGAGGAGGAGGCCGAGGCUGCGGAACACGCUGAGCUCCUUGUGGUCGGGCUAGCCACGAUCUUCGCCGGGUUGGCUUGGUUUACCACCUUCAAGACAUGGCAACUCUACCAAAGGUGGCUGGCCAUGAAGCGCCGAAAGGCCCUUUGUGUAGGUGCUGCGCGUGCUGCAGCGGCACAGGGACAAUUGCUCUUGGUUCUGCAGUACUGCGGUAACCACUACCACUUCCGCUACGACCUUGCUCCCGAAGAGCUACGAAACACUGUCCGGGAUCUGUCGCCCGCUUUGGCAGAGGACGUUGAGCUGGAGGAUGGCAGUAGUUCGGAUACGCUGUUAGAGGAGCCAAGAAGCCGCACCAGCGCCUGGCGAGUUGCUGGGCUUUUGGCCACGCUUGUAUUUGUGGCUGUUGUCCUUGUGAGCCUUCCAGCGUCCAUUGGGCCGCUCAAGGCCAGGAUGACGGGAGUCAUGUCGAAAAGCAGCGACUGGAUUAUGACCGGCACUUUCACGCCCAUGUCGCUCCCGGCAUCAGUCGCUACCCCUAGCGCCAUAGCACCAAAGGCGGACCUCAACGAUGGCAAUCCCUGCAAUGAUGACGAGGAGAAAUUCGAAGGAGUUUGCUACAAGAAGUGCUCAAUUCUUACGGAUGGUACUCACAACAUCCGAACCACAGCAUUUACCUGCUGCGCAGCAGAGAAGAUUGAGGACUGUGGGUUCAACAAUCAAGAGAUGAAGAUGUCCAUCUGUGACGGUUUUGACGUAUCUGGAGACAUCAAUGGCCAAGAAGGUGCCUGCCCGCAUAAAACGGGCAACUGCUAUGCCAACGAGGAGCUUUUCCUUGGACAGUGCUACAAGAAGUGCAGCGAUCUCACGGACGGUGAGUACCACAACCGAAUCUCCUCCUUUUCUUGUUGCAAGAAAGACAGCUACCUGGAGUGCAAUCCUUUUGCCUUCGUGGACUCUCAAGUCAAGAGCAAUCCUACGUUCAACGUCGGCGGCCAGGCAAAUAGCCCGCCACACUUUCCUAUCAAGGAGCUAGAUGAGGCUCGGUAG